This is a messenger RNA of Polyodon spathula (Mississippi paddlefish), 1471 nucleotides long. Its product is annotated as protein FAM169B-like. NCBI's taxonomy places the organism in Eukaryota, Metazoa, Chordata, Actinopteri, Acipenseriformes, Polyodontidae. The transcript is spliced from 9 exons. The record is from RefSeq and is a predicted model, not a curated record. Bases 94 to 1122 code for a protein of 342 amino acids.
AUUUGCUAAAUCUCAGUGAGUAUGCGGCAAUGACGUUUAUAGAAGGACCAGCAGGCGGCGCUGUUGUGCCAGGUCGGGUCACCUGCGCCGAAAAUGGAGAGACUGGAGACUCGGGAACAGAAAACACUUAAAGUGAAAGCUUACCCAGUGGAUAUUCUGUCUGGCAUUGACUACGAGUCCCUGGGGAGAAGCGGGGAGCACUGCCUUGCAGCGCUGCAGAGUGGCGAUGCAUCCGAAACCCAGCGCUUUAUUCUGCCUGAUGGGGAAGGAGAGGUGAACAUCUCAGCAUCGAAUGUGUCAUUCCUGUCUCUGUUCGGAGAGGAGCACUCCAGGCACAGAGUCCUGGCUCUGAGUGAGCAGGAUCGAGUGCUGGCUCUCUACCUGUGCUCAGGCUGGUGGGGUGUGGAGGAAGCCCUGAAGACAUCCGACCCCUCCAGACACGGGCUUGUAGAGGUGCUGUCUGUGGGAGAGAGGCUCGUCCUGUUCAUCCUGAACCAGAUUGUUAACGGGACCCAGAGCCCCCCAGACCAGGACAACCCCCUCUUCACCCCCCACCCCCCAACGGAGCAGGCCACGAUUCUGUGGCAAGAAGGGGAGGCGGCCGGCUUUUACACCGUCAAGAGGAAAGGUAGCCUGUGUGGCGGCUGCACCAGCCUGUGUUACCAGCUCCCUGUCCUGGACACUGUGUUCGUCAGGAGGAGCUGGAGGAGGAGGGGGCUGUGCCUGGAGAUGCUGGAGGGUUACUGCAGCUCCUUCAGUGGGGAGGAGGUAUUGGGGAUCAGCUACCCCGUCUCCACAGCCAUGUACCAAGUCUGCAGGAAGUAUCUGCUGGCACACCCAGAGCAGCGGGAUCGCCUGUACGAGGUGGAGCCUCCGGGACACUGGAGUCAGAGGCAGAGCGUUUGGUUACAGAUUCAGUUGGGGAAGAUUCCUUUAGCUGAUGAACAACAGGCUGCAGCUGAGAGAAUCCUGUUAGAAGAGAGCAGAGCAGACACCUCUGUGCAAGAGGGUCUCAGUAAGGAGAGUCCUGAUUCCGUUCCUGCUGCAGCCGCCUGCACUUCAAAACUCAAACGGAAAGGAGGAGCUACCCUGGAAGAAGUUUCUCCCAAAGUGAAGAAAUAGUACGAGGAGGGGAGAGGGAGUGCAGCCCAGCUCCCAGCCUAACCCUGAAGACCACCACUGUGAAGAACAUGCUUACUACAGGACAGGGGGCAGGGGCACUGCAGUGCAGUGCUGUCCAGAGAUGGGUUGGUGUAGCUCAUGCUGCUGGCACGGGUUGGUGGAGCCGCGGUGCAGUGCUGUAUUGAGACGGGACGGUGGAGGCGCGGUGCAGUGCUGUAUUGAGACGGGACGGUGGAGCGCGCGGUGCAGUGCUGCUGUAUUGAGACGGGACGGUGGAGCCGCGGUGCAGUGCUGUAUUGAGACGGGGCGGUGGAGCCGCGGUGCAGUGCUGUGUUGAGACGGGGCGGUG